AAACAGAAAGCUAUCGCCUAAAUUGGCAAGAGUUGAGAGAAGGUCUGUUCAACUGCUCAGCCGCCGUAUUUCUCCGGGAAGAUUAAGGAUGGUGGAUUUGAUGUGGUUAAGUGCUUUACUUCUUGGAGCUGCACUUGGAUAUUACAUCAGCACUCUACGACAAUCCCGCGGCAUCUUUGUCCCCUCCAGAACUGUCACCAUCAAUGCGGAUUCCAAUGGCAAUAAGAAGACCAAGUCCAAGGAACCCCUCGAGAUUGAGAAACUCACUGAUUUCCGCCAAAAAUUCAAAAUGGUUUUGGUAGUGAGGAAUGAUCUUAAAAUGGGCAAAGGAAAGAUUGCAGCUCAAUGCAGUCAUGCAACUUUAGGUUUAUACAAAAAACUCCUUCAACGGGCACCAAAAGCCUUGAACAGAUGGGAAAAUUGUGCCCAGCCAAAAGUUGUUGUCAAAAUCGAGAGUGAGGAAGAGAUGCUAGUUUUGCAAAAAAAGGCAAAGUCUAUUAAAUUGCCAACCCAUAUCACCAUUGAUGCCGGAAAAACACAGAUAGCUCCAGAUUCAAGGACAGUUAUGGCUAUUCUUGGACCGGUGGAUGUUGUUAAUGAUGUAACAGGUGGACUAAAGCUUAUGUAACAACAUUUGGAUUCGAUAUUGAUAUAGUCUAGCAGAAGGGAGAGAGUGUUAAUUGGCUGCAAGUUUUUUCGUCAUUGCGGAGUGAUUAAUCUGUUUUCCUUCUUCUUAACCAUUCUUGCCACUGAGAAGUCUAUCAAAUGGAAGUUAUAUCGGUGAUGGAUUUUUAGUGUUUUAAUUAGAAUAGUUUCACAAACUCCAUACUUUUUGUUUGUCAACCAAAA
This is a messenger RNA of Eutrema salsugineum, 849 nucleotides long. RefSeq names its product peptidyl-tRNA hydrolase 2, mitochondrial. The record is from RefSeq and is a predicted model, not a curated record. Lineage: Eukaryota; Viridiplantae; Streptophyta; Magnoliopsida; Brassicales; Brassicaceae. Gene Ontology annotation, molecular function: peptidyl-tRNA hydrolase activity. Gene Ontology annotation, cellular component: mitochondrion; cytosol. The coding region runs from base 89 to 628 and encodes 179 amino acids. The transcript is spliced from 8 exons.